AUAACUUUUGAGAUGGAUUACGUCGUGGUCCAUGAUCCGAUUGAGUGGAGUGGCUGUUGUGUUUUUAAUUUUUUUUUUGUUUUAUAUUUUUUGUUUAAUUUUCAAAGUCACACUCUAGCCUCUAGCUGAAAACAAUAAUUCUCGCCUUUUCGUUGUGUAGUUUAGCCGGAGAUGUAUCACGGCAAUGUCGCCUUCUUGCUGUUUUCGGUUUUUGAUCGCAGCAGUGCUCUGGCUGGUCAUAGUCAAUAUUUUGAUAGCUUUAUAAUAUUCAAGUUCAGUAGAUAAAUUAAACCUUCCCCUCCCCUAAAUAAACAAAACAAAAAAUAGAAAACCCUUUUAAACAAUAAAACAUGUGCUGGUGUCUGCGCGUCUAUUGGACAGUUUUGCAUAAUUUAUUUGUUCGUUUUGUGGAAAAUCUAACCAACGCUUACUACAGUGGAUUUUGUUGUAAAAAGAAACGAAAACAAAUUGGCGAGACGAAAGACAACGAUGAUCUAUCGCCGAAUUUCGAUGAUUAUAUCAUCGUUAAUGACCUAGACUUAGAGUACUAUGUAAUUCCCACCAAAAAAAUAGAAACCGAAACGUACUAUCGCACUGUGGAUCGUAAGGCUGCUGAAGAGAGACUUUCAUGUCACGAGGAUGGAGCUUGUUUAGUUCGCCCUUACAAAGAACAAGAUAUCUCAAUUAAAUACGUUGUGACAGUUUAUGCUCAACAAAACUACUUCCAUUUGUACAUACGAAAAAUUCUCGGCACCGAAAUGUAUGGCAUUGGUCAAGAGAAACCCUGUGAGAAACUAUUCAAUGCACCAAGUGAUAUUAUCGAUUAUUAUAGACUUCAUCCACUUUUAUGUACAAAUUCAAAAAUUAGCAUAAGUCUUAAGCUUAUACCGAUAUCAUAGAAAUGGUUUUUUUUAUUUUUCUUAAUUUUAAACAAACAACUUAACUUUUUUAAAAAAAUUUAUAUAAAAAAUUUCUUUACAAAACAUAAAAUUAGAUUUAAAAAUUAUUUUGUACAA
Molecule: messenger RNA, 1016 nt
Organism: Episyrphus balteatus (marmalade hoverfly)
Lineage: Eukaryota; Metazoa; Arthropoda; Insecta; Diptera; Syrphidae
Exons: 3
Coding region: 351-899 (182 amino acids)
Biological process (GO): intracellular signal transduction; cell surface receptor protein tyrosine kinase signaling pathway
Source: RefSeq, a predicted model, not a curated record